GUGUAUCAAAUUAAUAUGUUAAUAUAUGUACAAUUUCCAAUACUGAUCACGUGUCCAUUGAGGCAAGCACGAGGUGCACGUUCCAAACAGCAUUUCUCGAGCAGCUGAAAGUACAUUUAUGAUACGGAAGGCGAGAGAUUGUGGUCGUAAUAAUAGGCUAAAUAGUGAGCAAUUUCGCAGAUGAAAGGCAUGGAGAACUCCGCAGUCGAAGUCGGUAUAGAUCGUAUACAAUCGACCUUUGCUGAGCGAGAACCCGAAGGAAUCCGAGAUCGUGGCACAUGGAUUUCCACCUCUGAAGUCGGAAUACAAGCAGACUUCUCCGAGGAAAGUGAUUUGGAAUGCUACUUGAGCGAGGGCGACCUUCUUACUACAGCCGAGGACAAAAAGAGGCUAAAUGCAAGCUCUAUUCCUGCCCAUUCCCAGUCUGCCAGUGGCCCAUUGGCUGUGGGAAUCAGGACGGCGAGAAAGGCAAUUGAAUUGAAGUAUAUUUAUGGCGAUGAUCUCUCAAAGAAUGACAUUGAAAGACUUAGCAAAGCUGAUGUUCUUGUCCCACCAGGAUUGCUCAUUAAAAACUCCACUAUACCUAAUGCUGGUCAUGGUGUGUUUGCUAAUUGUGAAAUACCAAAACAUGAAUUCUUUGGUCCAUAUCUUGGCAAAAUCAUUGAUGCGAAGGAUGCAAAAAACUAUAAACAGUCACAUUACGUAUGGGAGGUAAAGGAUGACUUUGGCAAAUUAGUCCAUCUAGUUGAUGGAAGUGAUGCUUCUCAAUCGAAUUGGUUACGAUUUGUAAAUUUUGGGAGAAAAGUUAAUGAACAAAACGUUCGACCGGUACAAUAUGAAAACAAUAUAUACUACAUGGUGACACGAGAUAUCUUUCCCAAUGAAGAGCUGCUUUUGCAUCAUUGGCAGAAACAAGCGAAGAACCAAGGAACGGGUAUUCAGAAAAGAGAUGCAGAUAAAUCAGAAACAUUCCAGUGUCGAAAUUGCAACAAGACGUACUCUGAAGCAUCGAGUCUGAUCGGCCAUUUGAAGUACAAAUGCAACAACGGAAAGCAGCGAAGCAUCUUCGUUCCACAGCCGACGGACCACGAGGACCCGUUCAAAGUCGACAUCCCGGACGAGGUGGUGGUUCGCGAGAACGAGAAGAUGAAGAAAUUCCAGUGUUCAACGUGCGGCAAACGAUUCAUUCGUAACUACACUCUCCAGUGCCACAUGUUGAUACAUACCGGAAAGAAAGAUCACGUGUGCGAGACGUGCGGCAAGGCGUUCUCGCUGGCCAAGCACCUUCAGCGUCACAGCCUCGUCCACUCCGGCCUCAAGCCAUACAAAUGUCACCUGUGUGGAAAAUCGUUUUCGCAGCAAGGCAGCCUGCAGGCGCACAGCCGUACGCACACGGGCAUCAAGCCGUACAAGUGCGAUGUAUGCGGCCGAGCGUUUUCCCUGCAGUCUCCAUUGCUGUCCCACUUGAAGACGCACAAUGCUGAAAAGGCGUACAAAUGUUCCACGUGUAACAAGGAAUUCACGCAUCGGAACACCCUUCUUCGCCACGAGCUCAUUCAUUCGGGGACCCGCCCUUACACCUGUACGGUGUGCGGCAAAGCCUUCACCCAAACCAACGACCUGAAGCGCCACAGCCGCAUACACAGCGGUAUACGACCGUAUCAAUGUCACAUUUGCGGGAAAGCGUUCACCGUGGAGUUCACGUUGGUCUGUCACGUUAGAACUCACACCGGUGUCCGGCCGUACUCCUGUGAUUAUUGCAGUAAGACAUUCACUCAGCCGGGCGCGAGAUUGAAACAUAUAAGGAAGGCUCAUCCCGAUAAGCCGUUGCCACCAUCAGCAAAAGGAAGAAAGAUUCGCGGUAAAAGAGAAGACGCUGUAAACAAACAAGGAGAUGUAAAAACGGGAGAUGAUUUUGUACGGUGAUCGUGCGCACACUCUCACAGUUGAACCAGAUCCAAGAUUAUGAUUACGGACACCUCUGAAUACAAUUAAUGAUUAAUUUAAUAAUGAAAAAUAAUUUUUUUUGCAUUU
Molecule: messenger RNA, 2034 nt
Organism: Dendronephthya gigantea
Lineage: Eukaryota; Metazoa; Cnidaria; Anthozoa; Malacalcyonacea; Nephtheidae
Product: zinc finger protein 124-like
Exons: 5
Coding region: 181-1926 (581 amino acids)
Cellular component (GO): nucleus
Molecular function (GO): protein binding
Source: RefSeq, a predicted model, not a curated record